AUGCCGCGAGAGCUGGAGGACCUGUUGAACGAGUGCUGGAGCAAGCUUGUGGAACCGGGCGCAUGGCUAUCGUACGACGAGCAGAUGGUGAAGAGCACGGCGAGAGCGAUGUUUGCGUUGAUGAGGUUCAACAAAACGAAGCCUAUCAAGACCGGAAUAAAAGGCUGGGCUAUUUGCUGCCCGUCCGGCUACUGCUUCGUCCAAAGCAUCGACGGCGGGUUCAGCGGCGACAUCAAGCUAAGACCGCACGCGACUUGCCCCCUUGGGCGGUCGGCACGCACGGUCCUUUACGUACUACUCGAGGCGUGCCCGACCUUCUCCGACAAGAUCGUCGGCUCCGGUAUUACCGUGGCGAUGGACAACUUCUUCACGGGAGCCUCCCUUGUGCGAUGCCUCGCUACGCGCGACAUUUUCGCCGUAGGGACUCUACGCGGCAACCGCACCGGAGUGGACCUCGCCAAACAUCUCUGGGACAAGGAGGGCCUCAAGGCGACAGAGCGUGGUGACAUGCUGACGGCCCGCUCCGACGAGCUCGUCAUCGUCAAGUGGAUCGACUCCCAGGAGGUCUACCUGAUGUCGACGAAGCAUGUUUUUGAGGACGAGUGGGCACCUCUCGCCUACGAGAGGCGAGCUGCGAACAACAACGGCGAGAAGGUGUCGAGCCAGCAACCUCUUGCUCGCAAGGAGUAUGUCAAGAACAUGGGUGGCGUGGACGUCGCAGACCAGCGGCUAAGCGCCCACGCCCACACGCACAGGCCUAUGACGUUCUUCUAGAGGCGAGUCUUCGAUCAAAAGUUCGCUCAAGCCGUCAGAAACGCGUGGCUCCUGUUCUUCGAGUGGGCCGGGGUGCUAGCCACGCAGUGUACCGCGGCAUUGGAGGCGGCGACACGAGACGAGGGGGGUGGGUGAUGCCGGGGAAGCCGGGGAAGCCGGAGAGGGAGGGGCGGCGGCGGGCACUUGCGACCUCACGAUGGCAGAGCUCCAAGAAUUUCAAUGCCUAGUCGAGAAGGCUAUGAAGAUGGAGCGUAUUGACUGGGACCGUAGGCUCGCGAAUCACCUCAUGUCCUUGUGUAACGUGGGUGACGGUGGGAAGGGGGCAAGGCGCACGACGGCAGUGGAGUCGUGCCGCGUGAAGGGCGCACGCGGUCAGCGUGUAUGCCAUGGGGGGGCUUGCACAAAGACGGCCGGUCCGUACACUGGGACUAGAACUUGUGGGGUUGUUUUGUUGUUUUGUUUCUCUCCCAUCAUUGGACUCUGCCGUCUGCCCCUCUGGCCCCUAUCCUCCACUUCUACUGGCUAGACGACCCAACCGGGGUCACAUAGGAGGGGGGGGUUGGGACCCCCUCCUGCGGUUCAUGCCUGAGGUAUUUUUAUCGCGAGAAGGGUACAGCAAUCCCUUCCCUCGCGACUUACGAAGUCGAUUAUGGUUUACUAACAAACGGGCUUUGCAGCUCGUCGUUUUCAUCCUAGACCAGGAUUUAUUUAGUGAGAAAAUAACUCUCUCUGCCGGGACUCGAACCCAUGACCUGGCCCUUAGCAGGCUGCGAGGCUACCCACUAGACCACCGGGGCGACCGGGGUAUGCUGGUGUGAUACUUGCACGGGUGGGACGGGGAAGGACCGGGCGUUGAUGCUGUGCAAUACGUGCAGUAAAGUACCAGAAGCACAUGUUGCCGCUAAAAAGUGGGCCGCCGAGAGAACGUACAAGCCAAUCAAUUGGUUUGGAUCGCCGCCCGAGUAAUUCAUUGUGAUUGUGUGUGUCCCAGGCAAGUGCUUUGAAGUGCCAGAAAAUGCGUCGUCGCCACCGUCAGAAGACUAUCGGGGGGGGUCCAUACAAGUUAGUCGACAAGCAGCCCUGUUGCAACGAUCUUCUGUCUGUAGCUUGACUAGCUGAUAGUUGAAUCGGAGUCAUUGUCGUUGUCGUUGUUUGCAUGCUACGGUGUCAAGAUGCCGCCCGGUGCGGCGGUUGGUAUGCACUCGAAACACGCAGAGAAUAGCAGGAGGCAGGAGGGCUUCCCACGGCUUCAUGGGUACCUCGUACAACCCCCUGCUCUUUUUUCGCUACUCGGGUGCCAGGGUUAGGGUUAGUCUGGCAUGCGUUAGCAAUGUCAGCGUUCCGGGUUGGAAUGGAAGCGUAGGUUCAUGUUUCAACAGGCGGGCCACGGCCCCGCGCCAAUGGAAGAAGUCUUGCGCAUGCAAAAAAUGCGGAAAGGUGUUACGACUCAUGCCUAUCGUAAAUUGAACAACACGCAUACACUCAUGCUUUUAUGGGUACCACGGACACCUGUUUGUCACGUGCCGUUCACUAUCAUGGUGGCAAGAGCGAAGAGGCACGUGUCGUGUAAUGCCUGUUGAAAUGUUGUUUGGGCACAAUC
Molecule: messenger RNA, 2374 nt
Organism: Ectocarpus sp. CCAP 1310/34
Lineage: Eukaryota; Phaeophyceae; Ectocarpales; Ectocarpaceae
Source: the annotation of a GenBank genome assembly